CCAUUUCCGCCGGGGGCGGGCCCGGCUGUUCGGAACCGCGGCGGCUGUGGCGGAGGCGGGGAUCCCGCGGCUGCGGCGACGGCGGCCGCGGCGGAGCCACGGGUCGGGCUCCGCUCCGUGUGACGGCGGCCGCGGCGGCGGUGGCGGCCGCGACCAGGUCGGCGUCCUGGCCAAGCAUGGUGACAGCCUGUGCCCUCGGCCCCCUCGUCUGGCGCAGCCGGAAGAGCCGCCAGCCUCGGGCGCCGAUGGCCCCCCGUGUGAGGGAGUGAGCAGCCUGGCCCUGCCCUACGGAUCGAGGGGGGACGCAGCGGCCGAGUGACCUGAGACCACGCUGCCGACCCCCUCCCACCAGUUGACGGAUGGUGGAGCGAGCCAUGAGCGACCCACGUCAGGGUCGUGGAAUGAUGGUGGGAGGCGAGGCAUGAGUGACCCCCGUGGUCACCUGUAACUAACUUCUUGGUAGCAAUAGUGGUCUCGGUGCCCCAGGCCGACUCAGCGGACCCUCCCCGGCCGUCGCCCCAGCUGAUGGGGCCACCAGGGCCCCGAGCCGCAGCUUGACCGUCCAGACCCCACCCUGCCCAGCCAUGGCCGGCGCCGAGGGCUUCCAGUACCGCGCGCUGUACCCGUUCCGCCGGGAGCGGCCGGAGGACCUGGAGCUGCUGCCCGGGGACGUGCUGGUGGUGAGCCGAGCAGCCCUGCAGGUGCUGGGCGUGGCCGAGGGCAACGAGCGCUGCCCACAGAGCGUGGGCUGGAUGCCGGGCCUCAAUGAGCGCACGCGGCAGCGAGGUGACUUCCCCGGCACCUACGUCGAGUUCCUGGGUCCUGUAGCCCUGGCCCGGCCCGGCCCUCGUCCGCGUGGCCCCCGCCCACUGCCCGCCAGGCCCCGGGACGGGCCCCCUGAGCCAGGCCUCACGCUCCCUGACCUGCCAGAGCAGUUCGUCCCACCUGACGUGGCCCCCCCGCUCCUGCUGAAGCUCGUGGAGGCCAUUGAGCGGACAGGGCUAGACAGCGAAUCCCUCUACAGGCCUGAGCUGCCCGCCCCGCGCACAGACUGGUCCCUGAGCGACGUGGAGCAGUGGGACGCCACAGCCCUGGCAGAUGGCGUCAAGGGCUUCCUGCUGGCGCUGCCCGCCCCCCUCGUGACGCCCGAGGCUGCGGCCGAAGCGCGCCGGGCCCUGCGGGAGGCCACGGGGCCCGUGGGGCCGGCGCUGGAGCCCCCGACGCUGCCACUGCACCGCGCGCUCACGCUGCGCUUCCUGCUCCAGCACCUGGGCCGGGUGGCCCGACGUGCCCCGGCUCCGGGCCCCGCCGUGCGAGCCCUGGGCGCCACCUUCGGGCCGCUGCUGCUGCGCGCGCCGCCCCCUUCGCCGCCGCCAGGGGGCGCGCCCGACGGGACUGAGCCCAGCCCUGACUUCCCGGCGUUGCUGGUGGAGAAGUUGCUUCAGGAACAUCUGGAAGAGCAGGAGGUCGCACCCCCAGCGCUGCCGCCCAAACCCCCCAAGGCCAAGCCAGCCCCCGCAGGUCUAGCCAAUGGGGGGAGCCCGCCCUCCCUGCAGGAUGCCGAGUGGUACUGGGGUGACAUCUCCAGGGAGGAAGUGAAUGAGAAACUCCGGGACACACCCGACGGCACCUUUCUGGUCCGAGAUGCAUCCAGCAAGAUCCAGGGGGAAUACACACUGACCCUCAGGAAAGGCGGGAACAACAAGCUGAUUAAGGUCUUCCAUCGUGACGGGCACUAUGGCUUCUCAGAGCCGCUCACCUUCUGCUCCGUUGUGGACCUCAUCACCCACUACCGUCACGAGUCGCUGGCCCAGUACAAUGCCAAACUGGACACACGGCUCCUCUACCCGGUGUCCAAGUACCAGCAGGACCAGAUCGUCAAGGAGGACAGCGUGGAGGCGGUGGGUGCCCAGCUCAAAGUCUAUCACCAGCAGUACCAGGACAAGAGCCGCGAGUACGACCAGCUCUACGAGGAGUACACACGCACCUCCCAGGAACUGCAGAUGAAGCGCACAGCAAUUGAGGCCUUCAACGAGACCAUCAAGAUCUUUGAAGAGCAGGGCCAGACACAAGAGAAGUGUAGCAAGGAGUAUCUGGAGCGCUUCCGGCGUGAGGGCAAUGAGAAAGAGAUGCAGAGGAUCCUGCUGAACUCAGAGCGGCUCAAGUCUCGCAUCGCCGAGAUCCACGAGAGCCGCACGAAGCUGGAGCAGGAGCUGCGGGCACAGGCCUCCGACAACCGGGAGAUCGACAAGCGCAUGAACAGCCUCAAGCCAGACCUCAUGCAGCUCCGCAAGAUCCGAGACCAGUACCUCGUGUGGCUUACCCAGAAAGGUGCCCGGCAGAAGAAAAUCAACGAGUGGUUGGGGAUCAAAAAUGAGACCGAGGACCAGUAUGCGCUGAUGGAAGACGAGGAUGACCUCCCCCACCACGAGGAACGCACGUGGUACGUGGGCAAGAUCAACCGCACGCAGGCGGAGGAAAUGCUGAGUGGCAAGCGGGAUGGCACCUUCCUCAUCCGCGAGAGCAGCCAGCGGGGCUGCUAUGCCUGCUCUGUGGUGGUGGACGGCGACACCAAGCACUGUGUCAUCUACCGCACGGCCACCGGCUUCGGCUUCGCGGAGCCCUACAACCUGUACGGGUCGCUGAAGGAGCUGGUGCUGCAUUACCAGCACGCCUCGCUGGUGCAGCACAACGACGCGCUCACCGUCACACUCGCCCACCCCGUGCGGGCCCCCGGGCCCGGGCCCCCGCCGGCUACACGCUGACCACCGAGCACCGGCCCGGAGAGGUCACCCCCGGGCCCGGAGGCUGGGGGGGCAGUCCCAUCCUUCUGCCUCUGUCCCUUCUUCCGGAUUUUCUGUCUUGUCUGUCUGUCUCCUUUAGGAGCCUCUUCCUGUCUCUCUUUCCAUCUCUCUUUCUGAGCCUCCCUCCGUCUCUCCCUGUCACCCUGUCUCUUUCCCUCCCCACCUGUCGGUCCUUCUCUCUGUCCCUCUGUGUCUCCGGGUUGGGGGUCCUACCUCCCCAACCCCAUACCCCCCCCCCUCCAUGGGCACUGCCCUCCCCACGGCUCUGGCCACCCCUAAUCCUGUGUGCCCUGCCCACCAGAGCCCCCCCACCCCUGGGGUCCCCGAAGCCCCACCUGGCUGCACCUGCCAUGUUUACAGAGGCCCCUGGGCUGUGCGGCCCCAGCCUGGGUGCCCCGAUUUUUAAGCCAUAGACCUGGGGUCACGGCAGGAAGGAACUUUACUUGGCCACUUCCAAGAACUUCGGCUGGGACAUUCUGGGCCGGGCGGGACCCGCCCCCAGACCCAACUUCCCCUCCAAACCCUGAAGUGAAACCACCACUUGGUUAUCCCCCCCAUAGGGGCCACCGGCCAAGAAGCAACGCCCCAAAAUGAAAAGAGUUAAAAAUAAACUCACAAGCCGGCCCCACCCGGCACCAGGCCUCCCAGAAAUAGAGGCCCCCGGCACCGUUUGGGCGGCUGAGAUGCAUCACUGCCCACGGCACCUCUACUCAGUGUAGGUUCAAGGCUUCUCCUCGAUCAUGUUGGGUUCUGAUUUGAUUUUCUCUUGACUGUAAAGUCCCUUUUUCUCUCCUCUUUUGGGAUGAGAGCCCUGGUUUUCUACACUACCCGCGGGCCGCCCCCCCCCCCCCCCCACCUCCUGCCUGCCCAGCUAGGCUGGCAGGCAGGUUUUGUAAAGUACGUUGAUACUGAUACGGAUAUAAAACAUCGAACGUG
This is a messenger RNA of Acinonyx jubatus (cheetah), 3740 nucleotides long. RefSeq names its product phosphoinositide-3-kinase regulatory subunit 2 (gene PIK3R2). NCBI's taxonomy places the organism in Eukaryota, Metazoa, Chordata, Mammalia, Carnivora, Felidae. Gene Ontology annotation, molecular function: 1-phosphatidylinositol-3-kinase regulator activity; protein binding. The record is from RefSeq and is a predicted model, not a curated record. Gene Ontology annotation, biological process: insulin receptor signaling pathway; phosphatidylinositol phosphate biosynthetic process. Gene Ontology annotation, cellular component: phosphatidylinositol 3-kinase complex. The transcript is spliced from 16 exons. The coding region runs from base 585 to 2765 and encodes 726 amino acids.